Monomorium pharaonis (pharaoh ant) is the source of this 1171-nucleotide messenger RNA. RefSeq lists its product as uncharacterized. Gene Ontology annotation, molecular function: nucleic acid binding. The coding region runs from base 570 to 911 and encodes 113 amino acids. NCBI's taxonomy places the organism in Eukaryota, Metazoa, Arthropoda, Insecta, Hymenoptera, Formicidae. The transcript has a single exon. The record is from RefSeq and is a predicted model, not a curated record.
CGCGUACAACAACUCCUUCCGCGGGAUGAGAUACAACGCGUCCACUUUUGUGCAGGUAUUUUUGAUUUCUUAUUUAAUUCUUUUCUUCAAUAUUAUAACGGUUUCAAGUCAUGAUAACCAUUAAUAAAACAUUGUAGGACUUCUCGCACAGUAUCGACGAGACGCUUUAUUUGCCAGCCGUCUCUUUUAUACGGACGAAGCUACGUUUAGGCCUAAUGGCGUUUUUAAUUCACGCAAUAUGGUAAGGUGGUCCGACGAAAAUCCGCGUGCCGUUCGUCAAAUCUCCUUUCAAUAUCGCUGGGCGAUUAAUGUAUGGGCAGGUGUAAUUGGCGAUAGAUUGGUAAAUAUUCUUACAAAAUAACAAUUUUUCUUUUGCUAUACUUAUACAUGUACUCGACGCGUAUAUUAAUAACUGUUACAAAUAAUUACCGCUCUUAUAAAUUACUACUAAUUUUUAGAUUGGCCCAUUCUUUCUGCCACCACGGCUUAAUGGAGAAGUAUACGGACAUUUUUUAAUUAAUGAGUUGCCGCUUCUUUUAGAGGAUAUUCCUCUACAUGUUCGGAAUAAUAUGAUUUUCCAACAUGAUGGAGCUCCGGCACACUUCUCCCGUCGUGUGCGUGAUAUCUUAGACGCACGUUUUCCAGAUAGAUGGAUGGGUCGAGGUGGCCCAAUCGCCUGGCCACCACGAUCGCCGGAUUUAAACGUGCUCGACUACUUCGUAUGGGGCCACAUUAAAACGAAGGUCGAGCACAUGCGUGAACGUGGCGAAGCUGAGGUGCGCGAAGCGAUAUCAGCGGCCUUUCAAACAAUAACGCCAGACAUGAUACGCCGUGCAACACAGCAGAUUGUUCGAAGAGCCGAACUGUGUUUAGAAACACAAGGCAAACAUUUCGAGCAAUUAUUGCAUUAAAAUAAUAAGAGUGGAUUAGGCCUACUGGGGAAACCACUUAAAAAAAAACGCGCCAAGCUAUCUACCUCGAUGGUGGUGCGGAAACGAUAACGUUUUCGUGGAUUUGCGAAGUUUUUGACACUGCAAUACUGUAGCUAAGAGUAAAGCAGAACGUUGUUGCAAUUUUUAUAUUAAAAAAACAAAGAUAAAAAGAUGUAUGUCGCGAAUUUAGCAGAAUAUCUUUCCCUCUAAAGUAUUUACAGAAACACAAUAAACAGCAU